AUGUCGAUCCUCGCUCCCUCCUUGUCCUGCUCGUCUCCCGGCUCACACUCGCGCGAGGCAGAUACGCCGACAUCCACACAUGCUUCGCCCGCCCUGUCGCUCCCCAGCACGCAGCUCAUCAGCGAUUCUACUCUGCUCACCACCUUUGAAUCGUACAACACCUCACAACACCUCGAAGUGCGUGACGAUAACCACAAACCAGGCCUGGCUAACCCUGCAUCACUCGCACUCUCGUCCACCGCUUCAGCUCCCUUGAUACACCACUCCACUCCUCCCAUGUCAAACUGCGACUCAAACAGCUCCACAAACGUCGAUCGCGCUUUCGCCUUUGCCGUUCCAUCCCAUCCUGUGUCAGCUGAAACCGCUCCUCCCUCGGCUGAGCACGGUGUCAGCCCCGUCAUCAACGCUUUCAGAUCCCCUUACCCGCCAAGCCCCACCUAUUUCGUCACAGUAGUACCCCCAGACCACCUUUCCAUCUCCCCGCAAAUCACCCAGCACGAACGCGAUCGUCUGCAACGCGGCUCGCUCCUGCCGCUCUAUCCUACCCUCGGAGGUCAGCUUUGGGCCAUCUCACGCGAAUUUGCUCUACCUUCGCUAGGAGGCUUGAUGCUCUAUCUCGCCCACGACGGACACGGUAACCGAGGCCCACACAUUGGUGACGCAGCUUGGCAAGCACUUUGGGCCAGGUACUUUAGCCAACAUGACCGUCCUUCCACAUCCGUCUACAAGCCGCCAACUGCUUCUGCUCCUAGUCGACGCUCAUCCACCGUAGCGCCCGAUUCAUUCGCCGGCGCAUCCGUCGGUCUCCACUCACACGGCGCCAAUCUCUCGCGUUCUACCCUUGCAGACGGCUCAUCCCAUCGUGUUAGCAUUCCCCAUGUCUCAGCCCGCCCAUCGCCAAGGCUGGAUGCUUCCGCAGAUUGGAGCCCAUUCACACCCAGCGCUGCUUGGUCCGCCCACGGCUCUUCAUCAGCUGGCCGUAUCACCAAACCCCUGACACCUUUUCCGCAGCUGCCCAUCCUCGCACGUAUCGAGUGGCACGUCGACCCGAACAAGGCUUCUUGGUGGCCUGGCUGGAUCGCCUCCCGUAAUGCGAUGCGAGAACGUCCUUCCCACAAGUCCAGAAAAAGUAUGCACCUGGCUGCCAACUUGCCUCAAACCAAAACAGAUGGCCUCGGUGUGCAUGACGCUGACCACGUUGACCACGUGCAAGACGAUCAAGACGAUCACGUCAACAGCCAUGCCACCACUCACAACCUCGAUCCGCAAGUGCCACCAACGUCAAGCAGAGACAUGGACAUGAAGACAAUACAAAUGCCUCCUUUGCACCUUCGAGCGGUCUCACCGGCGCACACUCAUCUUGCAGAGGCUCAGCUUCCCACAUCUCCCCCUGCUGACGCGAUGCCCUCCACCGUUCAGCAAGCCGACAUGCCAGAGUAUCUGCCUUCUCUGCCACUGCCCGAGUCCACUCGGUCGUCGCUAUCUAACCAUGCGUUCCAACAACCUGUCGAGAAGCAAGAGCACGAUCAAAUCGCUCUGUCGGCUCGGCCCACUUCGGGUCGUCGUUCACCCUCGGACGAACCUGUUCGAUCAGCGCGAGCAAGUAUCGUAUCUAUGAGUUCCUACGCAUCCCGAUGUACUGCUUCCGUAUCCCAUGCAGACGUACAUCCAGCUCCAAACGGCGCACCUGACACUGCACCGUCCGCAUCAUCUAUCGCCGCUCCUUCCCGUUCGGCUUCCCUCGAGCCACAUCGUGAUGCUUCCAACCACAGCCGCACCGGAUACUCGGAACUACUCGACGCCAACUACGACGACGAUCAAGUGACUGACAGAGACGCCGAAUACAGCCUAGAGGCUUCGACCGCUGCCCACGAUGCUCCAUAUUCAGCUCUUCCCGACUCUCCUUCUUUUGGGAAUCGCGCAGUCCCAGAACAUCAAGUUGCAUCGGAUCACGAAGAGGACGCCUUCUCGCAACCACGCUUCCCCUUACGUGACAGUUUCAUCGUCGAUGCUGGUGACGAGCUCAUGUGGCGAGACUUGCACCACCACGCCAUGCACCCGAGGCUCGGGACUCAAACACAGCCAGCCGAAGAUGACUCGCCCAACUCCCAGCACCGCGCUGAGCACGCGCAGACCGAGGUGCACCUGCAUGCACUCCACCUUCAGCAGAGUACGGAUCACAAUCUCGCUGCCGAUUCUCAAAGCCGGUCAGGCCUGCAUCGCUGCGCAUCAGAGGCCAUCAAACCGGCUGACAGCGAGGAGCAUCACUACCAGCACUCUGCAACACAUCCUGGCCAUUUCGCCUACAACGUGUACAACAGUCCUCAGUGCUCCAACAUGGCCAGAAUUCAAAGCUGGAUUGGCAAGACACCCACAGGUCGACCAAACUCAUCAGGCGCCUUUGACGAAUACCACUUUGACCGCCUGGAGGAGGACCAGCAACUACAGAUGCCCAACGAAUCGGACAUUGACGAAGUUGUCGAUCUAUGGGCUAGCAGGAUUCGCCAAGACCCUUUUGCUAUUCCACACAUCAGCGCUCCUACUGCAUCUGUAAGCGGCGACGACAACUCCCGAGCUUUGGCCGUGCAACAAGACUCACAUCAAGAGAAGCAGGACCAAGCGAUAGAACCGCGCAAUGGCGAGAGUAGCACCUUGACCACCACACCGGCUCCUGCUUCUUCGCUCCUGAGUCCUAUCCACCUCGACGCUGUUUCCUUCGACGGUGUCAAGCCUCAGCUCGGCAACCUCGCUGUGACGUCUGCCCCGCAACUCCUCAGUCCUACAGCAGUAGCCGGUACAUUCAGCACGCCACGAGCGUCGUCCAGCCAGCGCUCAGUAUCUACCCCCGCCGUGCACCAGCACCCGCCUUCGUCGCCAGCCUCGCUGGUACCCCCUCUCGACCAUAGGCCCAGCAGCGCUAGCCGCCGCAGCUCUGGCGAUCUCAGCGAUACUCUGGAAGAGAUGCAGAAAGCCGUCGAGCUUCUCAGUCCCGCCUGCUUGCCCAACCCGGCUCUCGGCCAGAGCCCUGAUCCUCAUGGCCGAAAGAUGUCCAGCAGGGACAGCCUCGCCUACGCACGCAGCCUCUCGGCUUCCGUGACGCCCAGCCCCAAGUGGUUCGCGCGCGCUAAAGCGACUUCCGCCAAAAGUCGGAGCAAAGUCCGAAGCACGUUUGUUGCAGGUGGCAGUACCUUUGACCGAGGGCUGGUAUCGCCUCGGCCUGCCAGCACAUCGGCCAUGUCCUCGUCACGUUCCCGCUCGCCUGCCUUACAAGCACCACUGAGCGCUUCGCGCUUGAUCGAAUUUGCUCGGCUUCAAACCAAGCCUCGUCUGGCAAGAACCGAGGUUGACGAGGCAGAAUCGACUCGCUCGGGGCACACGGCGCGCACGAUCAGCGACGACCUCACCAAACCUGUCACCGCUCUUGUGACGAUGCCCGAUGCCAGCGUAGCGCCAAGACAUGAUGUCCUGCCUUCACGUCGGUCUCCGUCAGUCGCCGGCGAGACGGUCCAGACCGAACCCGUGACCGCGGCUACUCCCAAAGCUGUGGAGCGAGAGCUGCAUCAGGACGAGCACGACGCGUCGGACGAGUCUGGGGUGCCUGCUUUGUCUCCGGCGCUGGCAUCGGUGAAGUCUGUCGCGUCGUCAGAAUCUGCGAAGAAGGACGAAACGAGGGCGGGAGAGGACUCACUGGCAUCGUCGGCCUUUAUGAGUGACAACGACGAGGACAACAUUGCUCGCAUUCAGCAUUUCUUACGCGGCAAGGUGAUGUCUGGCGCUGCCUCGGACGCCUCGAUUUCUCACGAUCUUUCUUACUCUUUACCAGGUCACCAGGGGUCCAGCGCCGAUGGCACCAUCAUUGAAAGAUCCAUCAGUCUCGAGAGCGAUUUGGCUUAUGCCACACCGAAGCAGCCUGCUGUUCUUGCAGAGGCUUCGAACCGUGUUGCGAAAGAGACCGAUCUGAACGCUACGCAGCCGGAUGCAAACUUGCGCAAAGGGGACUCUCCUAUCAAGACGCGAUGGAGCCAAGCCUCAUACGUCACUGGCGCAUUUUCCUCCCCCCGAGCUUCUGCAUACACGUUGAACUCGAGCAGUCGCAAGGAGGAGUUGCAUCCCGAGGAACGCAGUCCAAGCUUCACAUAUGAUGGUCAUCUUGGCUCUGAGCCCACCACGCUGGACACGCAGCUCAGCAGCGCUGGUGCUAGUGCAGACGUCGAAACUCUGUCGAGAGCCGACCAAGCAGUCAAGUCAUCUGUAUCCACUUCACCAUCGGACGAGGCGUUUUUCAUGUCAAACGGCCCAAUCGGGACCAGUGUUCUGCAACCAGUAGAGCCACGGCCGAAGCAGCAGCACCAGCAGCACCAGCAGCACCAGCAGCAGCAGCAGCCGCUGCCAGCAACGAUGGACGCUUCAGGGCAGAAUGCCGAAACCAAGGGUCAGCAUCAACCAACGUCGACGGACGAGCCAAACAUCGGCGACGCGAUUCAGGACCACGCGCGCCUCGCAUCAGAAUCGACUACGAGGAAUGGUCUGAUCCCUGUGCUGGCUUGCCAAGCCGCCUCAUCGCCAGUGCAUCUCGACCUGUAUCCGGUCCAUAGCCACCAGCUCGCCGGCGCCCACGACGACACGCUGGGCGAAGACGAGAUCCGCACUAUGAACGAAGACACACGUGCAGCUGUCCGCGAAGCUCUCUCGCAGUCGACGGGCACGCACCACAUCAACGUGCUGCCCGGUACUGUACCCAUUUCGUCUUGCGCCGCCGGCGGGUCGUUCUCGCCGAAGAGCUCGGCUUCGCCCACCGCGUCACCUCUGUCGAGCCAUUCUUCGCUCGGCGACCAGUUCCGACGUCGUGGCUCGGCAUCGAGCCUCAAUCUCACCUCGACCGGCGGUGGGAGUGAAAGCAAUGCGUCGUCGCCCAAUCUGUUCAGCAACAAGCGUAGGCCUGCUCGACUCAACGUGGACAUUGAUGGACUGCCUCGUUCGCCUCCCUCGAAUGCAACGUCGGCCAAGAGGCUACCGUCGACAUCGCCGAGGUCGAGGUUCGCACAGCUGCCGCCGAGCCCUUCGCUACAUCCGAGCUACAAGGCUGCCAUGUCGAGCCCGUUGAGUCAGUCGUUCCCGGUGAUGGGCAUGGGUAGUCCGCAGAGCAAGCCCUUCUUGCCCAGCUUGGCAAGCGUCACUUCUUUACAGGGUGAGCUGGCUGGAUAG
Molecule: messenger RNA, 5205 nt
Organism: Mycosarcoma maydis (corn smut)
Lineage: Eukaryota; Fungi; Basidiomycota; Ustilaginomycetes; Ustilaginales
Exons: 1
Coding region: 1-5205 (1734 amino acids)
Source: RefSeq, a predicted model, not a curated record